AUGACACAGGCAUCUAAAGCUUCCGAAUCGUCAAAGUCCAGCACUAAGGCUGAGUCAUCAGUGCCACCAGCUUCUCUAGUGCCUGUCCAGCCAACCGCUUUGUCUUCAAAGGAUAAAACAACACAGAGACUGAUCGUUGUUCUUGCUCAAGCAUGUCUAGAAACUCACAAGAUCAGCACAGGAGGAGGCCCUGGAACAGACAAGUACGCUCUUUUGAACUGUGACGACCACCAAGGAUUGCUGCGGAAGAUGGGAAGAGACAUUUCUGGCGCAAGACCAGAUAUCACUCAUCAGUGUCUCUUGACGCUAUUGGACUCACCAAUCAAUAAGGCCGGCAAGUUGCAGGUCUACAUUCAAACUGCCAAGGGAGUAUUGAUAGAAGUGAACCCAUCGGUGCGAAUUCCAAGAACUUUCAAGCGUUUCUCUGGCCUGAUGGUGCAGCUUUUGCACAAACUGUCAAUCAGAUCGGUCAACUCUGAAGAAAAACUUCUCAAAGUGAUCAAGAACCCAAUCACCGAUCACCUACCAACCAAGUGCCGCAAGAUCACUUUGUCCUAUGACGCUCCAGUCGUUAGAGUGCAAGACUAUAUCACAAAGCUCGAGUCCGACGAGAGUAUCUGCGUUUUCGUUGGUGCCAUGGCACGUGGUAAAGAUAACUUUGCCGACGAGUACGUUGACGAGAAGAUCGGUUUGUCUGAAUACCCGCUGUCUGCAUCUGUUGCAUGCAGCAAGUUCUGCCAUGGUGCUGAAGACGCUUGGGAUAUUUUCUGA
Molecule: messenger RNA, 771 nt
Organism: Ogataea philodendri
Lineage: Eukaryota; Fungi; Ascomycota; Pichiomycetes; Pichiales; Pichiaceae
Exons: 1
Coding region: 1-771 (256 amino acids)
Biological process (GO): rRNA base methylation
Cellular component (GO): nucleolus; small-subunit processome
Molecular function (GO): rRNA binding; rRNA (pseudouridine) methyltransferase activity
Source: RefSeq, a predicted model, not a curated record